Messenger RNA from Auxenochlorella protothecoides, 1218 nucleotides. Its product is annotated as Inositol-pentakisphosphate 2-kinase. The transcript has 4 exons. Gene Ontology annotation, molecular function: inositol-1,3,4,5,6-pentakisphosphate 2-kinase activity; ATP binding. Lineage: Eukaryota; Viridiplantae; Chlorophyta; Trebouxiophyceae; Chlorellales; Chlorellaceae. The record is from RefSeq and is a predicted model, not a curated record. Bases 1 to 1218 code for a protein of 405 amino acids. Gene Ontology annotation, cellular component: nucleus. Gene Ontology annotation, biological process: inositol phosphate biosynthetic process.
AUGUUGCACCUUCCCCCGACAGCACUCGGCUCGCCUGGUGACUGGGAGCUGCUCGCCCAGGGAGCAGCCAACUACGUCCUCCAGCGACAAGGGCCGGACCAAGAUCCCCCGGAUCUGGUGUCUGCCUUUCUUGAGACCCAGAUCUGGGCACCGUUCCUGCAAGGCCUGAAUUCAGGAAACCCGGCAGACCUGGAUGAGUCCUACGUCCGCCUGGUCAUGGGACCCUUGGUGGAUGCCAAGUACCUCCCUGUCCAGCACUGGGUCCCGGUGGAACCUGCCUUCCUCGUCACACUGGCGCAGAGGCCAUGCCUCGAGCGGCUGGAUGUUGAUGUGCGACGUGUCAUGCUGAUGCGCGACAGCCGCCUGCUGCCUGCCGACACCAGCAGCGGCCGGGACCUGCGCCCCCGCCCCACGGUCUCCGUCGAGAUCAAGCCCAAGUGGGGAGCGCUGCCGCACGCCCACACCGUGCCCCCUCAGCACCGAGCCGCCAAGCUGGGCGCCUCACGAUAUCAGCUGCACCAGCAUCUCAAGGCGGCCACCGGCGCCAUAGAAGUGCCCAGCGAGUAUGACCCCCUGGACCUCUUCUCCGGCGAAGCCGGCCGCGUCUGGACUGCACUGCAGGCCCUGGGCCGCUCACCGCAGAAUAACUUUCUCACAGCCGUGGACGGGAAGCCAGGAGGCCUGCACUCCGCAUCCGUCGCCCUGUUGGGCCCCUGCCGUGCUGUGCACGACACGCCUGGGGCGGCGCUGCUGACUGUGGUCCGGGACGUGCUCGUGCAAGAAGAUGCCCUGGCCCAAAUCCUGGAUGUACAGCGGCUCUGCUCCACGGACAUCCAUGCUGUGCAUGCGCAGUACCAGGCGCUGCUCGACGCGGCCUCGCCCGAGGUGCGCGAGCAGGGGAUCCUGCCGCCAACUCCAGCACUUGAGGCGGCCCUGAGCCUGCUGCGCGACUACCUUACCUCCUGCACGGCCCGUGACUGUGCCCUGCUCCUGGCGCUGCGGCGAGAAAGCUCUGGCGGGGGGCCCAUGCGGCCGCAGACGGCGGAGGCCCCGGGCCGGGUCACGCUCCAUGGCGGCGGCGCCGUGUUCUACCGUCUGACCGUGAUAGACCUGGACAGGAAGCCGGUGUCCAAGCUGGCGCGCCACCUGGCGCUGGACGCCGAGAUCAUGCGUGUGGCCGGUGGCAUCGAGCCCGCAGCCGACCACGACCUGGAGUGA